Molecule: messenger RNA, 3029 nt
Organism: Anolis sagrei ordinatus
Lineage: Eukaryota; Metazoa; Chordata; Lepidosauria; Squamata; Anolidae
Gene: BOLL
Product: boule homolog, RNA binding protein
Biological process (GO): positive regulation of translational initiation; 3'-UTR-mediated mRNA stabilization
Cellular component (GO): cytoplasm
Molecular function (GO): protein binding; mRNA 3'-UTR binding; translation activator activity
Source: RefSeq, a predicted model, not a curated record
UGGAAGUGAGGCCAAGAGCCAAAUGCUGCUUUCUCCUACUCCUUUGGGGUUUGGAAUAAGACACUCUCUCUGCAACCGCGCUUGGGCAGAACAGGAUUCCCACUGUCUGGCGACUCCAAAUCAGAUGCAAACUGAUUCUUUGUCUCCAUCUCCUAACACUGUGUCUCCAGUGCCUUUAAAUAACCACACAAGUGCCCCAAGAUUUGGAACUGUCAUUCCUAAUCGCAUCUUUGUUGGCGGAAUUGAUUUUAAGACUAACGAGAAUGACCUAAGGAAGUUUUUUUCCCAGUAUGGCUGCGUGAAAGAAGUAAAAAUAGUAAAUGACAGAGCUGGAGUAUCGAAGGGGUAUGGUUUCAUCACAUUUGAAACUCAGGAAGAUGCACAAAAGAUUUUACAAGAGGCUGAAAAACUAAAUUACAAAGAUAAGAAACUAAAUAUUGGUCCAGCAAUAAGAAAACAACAAGUAGGGAUUCCUCGGUCCAGCAUAAUGCCAGCAGCUGGAACCAUGUACUUGACCACUUCAACUGGAUAUCCAUACACAUAUCAUAAUGGAGUGGCAUACUUUCAUACUCCUGAAAUUACUUCUGUGCCACAGCCAUGGCCUUCACGUUCUAUUUCCAGUUCUCCUGUGAUGGUAGCUCAGCCGGUUUAUCAACAGCCUACAUACCAUUAUCAGGCUCCUGCUCAGUGUCUUCCAGGACAGUGGCAGUGGAGUAUUCCACAGUCCCCUGCCUCUCCCACCUCAUUCUUUUACCUGCAUCCUUCUGAAAUUACAUAUCAACCACUGGAAAUUACACAGGAUGGUGGGUGUGUCCCUCCUCUUUCGCUAAUGGAAGCUGCAGUUCCAGAGCCUUAUUCUGAUCAUGGAGUACAGGCAGCAUAUCAUCAAGUUUACGCUCAAAGUGCUAUAGCCAUGCCAACCCCUGUGUUGCAGCCAGAAUCCGUUAAAGAAACAAGGAUACAUCCAGUGAGGAGGAAUUUUUCUCAUCCUUCAUCAAUGACUUUGAAGCCUCGCUAUGCACGUAGUCCUCACUUUCAUCCUAGAAAAGAUUACAGAUCAGAUGACGCAAUGCUUACUACUCCUUCAUCCACAGACUCUGUUAAAUAGAACCUUAGGUAUUUACAUUACCAAGUAAACGUGUGUAAUAUUGUAGCUUGUCACAUUUGUCAAGUAUUGGUAAGUCAAAAUGAGCUUACUUUUUUAAGGAGAUAAAAUACCUUACUUGUAAACAUUCAGUUAAUAAACACAAAUCGCAGUAAAAUCAUGUUUACCCUUAUCGGUUGACAUACUUACCUUGUGACACAGACUUGUAAUUUGUAGACCAUGCAUGGACUGUUUAUUAGUACAGUACAUUUCUAUUGCAAAAUAAACAUUUAAUUCCUUUUUCUCUGAGAAAUUGCAAAAAUGGCUAAAAAGAUACUAAGAACCAUUUUUCCUAGACUGAAAAUUCAUAUAGUGUUGGAUUUUCAUUUUUAAUACUUCUAUUUCAGUAUUCUUUUGAAUUUGGUAUACUUUCUGUUUUUCAUAUAUUAACUAGUAUCAAAUCAAUCUGUUUUUAUUUUGUCAGGGAGAAUCUAGUAAUGUUAAGGUUCUUUAAAAAUGGAAAAUAAGACCAUUUCCUUAUAUCAACAUUCUGAUUUCUGUACCUGAUGCUCUAAAAUAUACUAAAAUUGCGAGGCAUUAUUUUAGGUGUGAAAAAUGCAAGUAUUGUAUUAAUACAAUACUAAACUAUUUCAAAAGCUACAUUCAACUAUUAGUCUAUUGGUGUGCAGGAUCAAAAUGAAUCACUGCCUAUAUCAUGUCCUGAAAAAGAACCCAUUAUUCAUGUCACUAUGAGGAUAAAAAUUAGCUAUUUGUUCCUUCCUUUUCUUUAUAACCUUUUAUUACAUUGCCUCAUCUUCAAAUUAUUCUGGCAGAAUAAAUGUAUCUGCUGUUUUUAAUUGGAGUGAAAUCACAGUUAUGUCACUUGCACUGUGAAAUGUCAUUAUUUUAAUUUCUGUGUAUUAAAGUGAGCUUCCGACUCUUUCGGGGGCUUACUUUUGUUUUUUAUGUCAAAUAAGGAGUUUUUAGUCAUUAUUACAACAGUAAUACAUACAUCAGUAAGAUCACAUUUAAAUAAUGUAUUUAAGAUCUACUAAUGUUGUCUUUUAACAUUGUAGUAGCCAUAUACAAUUUUUAUUGCCUGUUUCGUCUAAAAUCUAUGUCAUUGCCUGUGGCAGUAGCAAAGGAGAGUAAUUCCUAAUAACAUUUUAUUUAUUUUUCUAGUAAUGUUCACGCUUAAUUUUUCAUAGGGUAUGUACUAGCAUUGAGCAGGGGAAAAACCUAUGCAAAAGUAAUUUAUUCAUUUUGUAAAAAUGUUUAUGAUAGCCCAGUAGUUGAUUUAAAUGGUCUUUAUAUCAAAUGUAAAUAACUUGCAUUCUUGGGAGAGAGAUCUGUUCAACGUUCUGUUCUUAUAGUUGCACAAGUUUUAAAAUAUAUUUGCAAAAUUUCAUUGACAUUUUUUGAAACUGCCUUAUAUCUGUGAAAUGACUUGCUCAGUUAUACAUGCUGUUAUACGCAAUAGAGAAAAAGCCAGGAAAAUGCUAUGUGUUCUGUUACUGUGGCCUUAUUUUGCAGCAUAUCAUGCAGCUAUUGUACAUAACCUAUUUAAUCCAAGCAAUUGGGGUUGGUUUUAAAUCUUUUGCUUGGGUUCCCAUUUUUUGUAUACAACAAAAAUGAUUGGAUCCAGUGUUGUUAUGCUGCUGAUGGAACUGCUUCUGUUAGCAGAAUGAGGAGUGUUGAUCCUCAUUUCCACACAUACUGCCCAGAUAUCCUGGGAGUUACCCUGGAAUAAGAGGAAUUGGAAAAUGGACCACACUAUUGUAUUUUUAAAUAAUAUUUAAAAACAUGCAAGAAGCAUAUGGUAUUUAGUACUGCCACUUGUAAAACAACUUUUUCCAUCAUAUAUGCAAACCUUUAUUCUAACUGCUGUGGUCUCUUAUUAAUAUGUGCAUCGGGUAGAUGCAUACCUCUUACUUUACGUUUAAGU